Molecule: messenger RNA, 588 nt
Organism: Lodderomyces pseudojiufengensis
Lineage: Eukaryota; Fungi; Ascomycota; Pichiomycetes; Serinales; Debaryomycetaceae
Gene: YTH1
Product: cleavage polyadenylation factor RNA-binding subunit
Exons: 1
Coding region: 1-588 (195 amino acids)
Molecular function (GO): metal ion binding; RNA binding
Source: RefSeq, a predicted model, not a curated record
AUGCUACAUUCAAAUCCUAUAAUACAUCCAAAUAAUCAAAAUCAUAGAUUUAAAUUUGAAACUUUUUUAAGAAAUGAAUAUAAUUUUGGAUUAGAUCCAGAUAGACCAAAAUGUCCAUUUUAUAAUCCUCAAUAUCCAAAAACUUCAUGUCCAUUAGGUUCAAACUGUCCAAAUAAACAUGUUUCACAAACUUAUAAUAAUAAAAUAGUAUGUAAACAUUGGUUAAGAGGAUUAUGUAAAAAGGGAGAUCAUUGUGAAUUUUUACAUGAAUAUAAUCUACGUAAAAUGCCAGAAUGUUUAUUUUAUACUAAAAAUGGAUUUUGUACUCAAACUCCUGAAUGUUUAUAUUUACAUAUUGAUCCUCAACUGAAAAUUCCUGAAUGUAUGAAUUAUAAUAGUGGUUUUUGUUUAGAAGGGCCCAAUUGUAAAAAUAGACAUGUUAGAAAAGUUAUAUGUCCUUUAUAUUUAGCUGGAUUUUGUCCAAAGGGUAGUAAUGAAUGUGAAUUUACUCAUCCUAAAUUUGAUUAUCAUAAUUUAUAUUUAAGAAUAAAACCAGAUCCGACAAAAGUAGAGGUAGAAAGUGUAUAG